UUUUACGACAGGCCGGGGUUGCUUUGUGGCUGUUAACUUUCUCCGUGGUCUGAGCUACAGUCUCGUGGUGGCAUCUGCUACGACGGCGCAGAAAUGAGGCAGAAGCGGAAAGGAGAUCUCAGCCCUGCUGAGCUGAUGAUGCUGACUAUAGGAGAUGUUAUUAAACAACUGAUCGAAGCCCAUGAACAAGGGAAAGACAUCGAUCUUAAUAAAGUGAAAACCAAAACAGCUGCCAAAUACGGCCUUUCAGCUCAGCCCCGCCUGGUGGACAUCAUCGCUGCAGUCCCUCCUCAGUAUCGGAAGGUCUUGAUCCCCAAGUUAAAGGCAAAACCCAUCAGGACUGCCAGUGGGAUCGCAGUUGUGGCUGUGAUGUGCAAACCCCACAGAUGUCCACACAUCAGUUUUACAGGAAAUAUAUGUGUAUACUGUCCUGGUGGACCUGAUUCAGAUUUUGAGUAUUCAACACAAUCUUACACUGGAUAUGAGCCAACCUCCAUGAGAGCUAUCCGUGCUAGAUAUGACCCUUAUCUACAGACAAGACACCGGAUAGAACAGUUAAAACAACUUGGUCACAGUGUGGAUAAAGUGGAGUUUAUUGUGAUGGGAGGAACAUUUAUGGCCCUUCCAGAAGAAUACAGAGAUUAUUUUAUUCGAAAUUUACAUGAUGCCUUAUCAGGACAUACCUCCAACAAUAUUUACGAGGCUGUCAAGUAUUCUGAGAGAAGCCUCACAAAGUGUAUUGGAAUUACUAUUGAGACCAGACCGGAUUAUUGCAUGAAGCGGCACCUGAGUGACAUGUUGACCUAUGGCUGCACAAGGCUGGAGAUUGGGGUGCAGAGCGUCUAUGAAGAUGUGGCCAGAGAUACCAACAGAGGCCACACCGUGAAGGCAGUUUGUGAGUCGUUCCACCUGGCCAAAGAUUCCGGUUUCAAAGUUGUGGCUCAUAUGAUGCCUGAUCUGCCAAACGUGGGACUAGAACGAGACAUUGAGCAGUUUACAGUAAGUUUUUUUGAGAACCCUGCUUUUCGUCCUGACGGUUUGAAGCUUUACCCUACCCUGGUCAUUCGUGGAACUGGGCUGUAUGAGCUUUGGAAAUCAGGAAGAUACAAGAGUUAUUCUCCUAGUGACCUGAUUGAACUGGUGGCUCGGAUCCUAGCCCUUGUGCCUCCAUGGACUCGAGUGUACCGAGUGCAGAGAGACAUCCCGAUGCCCUUGGUCAGCUCCGGAGUAGAGCAUGGCAACCUGAGGGAGCUGGCAUUUGCCAGAAUGAAGGACCUUGGAAUACAGUGUCGAGAUGUAAGAACCAGAGAGGUUGGAAUCCAAGAAAUUCAUCACAAAGUACGGCCCUACCAGGUUGAAUUGGUAAGGAGAGAUUAUGUUGCAAAUGGUGGCUGGGAAACAUUCUUGUCAUAUGAAGAUCCUGAUCAAGACAUUCUGAUUGGCCUCCUGCGACUACGAAAGUGCUCAGAGGAAACUUUCCGUUUUGAGUUGGGUGGAGGUGUGUCCAUAGUCCGGGAACUGCAUGUAUAUGGAAGCGUAGUCCCUGUGAGCAGCCGGGAUCCUACUAAAUUUCAGCAUCAGGGAUUUGGCAUGCUGCUGAUGGAGGAGGCAGAAAGAAUAGCUCGAGAAGAACACGGAUCUGGGAAAAUAGCUGUUAUUUCAGGGGUUGGCACCAGGAACUACUAUAGAAAGAUCGGCUACAGAUUACAAGGCCCAUAUAUGGUCAAAAUGCUUAAGUAAUGGCUGCACCCGUCCACCCUGAUGCAGCCUGCUUCCUGGCAGAAGACGAGAAGCAGGAGUUCUUGGCAACUCAGCAGAGAGGCUGGCAAAGCCGAUGGACCAAUGAACCUACACUGUCCCCUGGCAAGGAGCCUCACCCUCCUGCAGCUGCAGACUGGAAACUGCUUUCACAGCCGGGGCGAUGUCUGCUGACCCAGCCCUGCAGCAGUCAUCUCUGUACCCAGGAAGCCACUUCAUUCAUCCAGUUUCUACAUUCUGCAUGAGGGCUGCAAGUGACCUAUGUAGACUCAGACACAGUGAAAAGCAGAUCAGCUCACUUGAACAGCGUAACUUGUGAAAUAAGCCCCAUGACUGGCCUGUGAGGAAGUUAUUUAUAUACUCCAGGGACAAAAGUCAGGUUAGACACAUGAAAACUGUCAGACUUGGGUCUCUGGCCCACAGCCACACGUGCAUUUGCCCACAAGUUAAAAUGAGCUUUCCUUUUCCCGGAAAUCAUUCUGGCUACUGUGCUGAUGUUUGGAAAUGAGACUGUAGCUUGCGAUGAUAGUCAAGCAGCUGUCCCCCCCAGGAGGCUGCCCCUGAGCCAGGCGUCACAGAGCCUCCUGUGCACAGUCCUGAUUGUCUGUGUGCUCCCACACUCGAUGACUGCAGGACAGUGGGGGCAGCCCCCAGUGUGGUUCCGGAAAGCACUGGCCUGUCCAGCAGUCCACCCUGCAUGGUCUGAGGCUGUGGCUGUGAACUAGGACCUGCCUGCAUCCGUAGAAGCCGUUGCCCACUGUUAGUUCUCUAAGGUGGAUGGUGGCUUGUGUUCAGUGGAGAAAGCAAAAAAACUAAAAAAACAGGCCCUUACCUAAAAAUGGGGGAAAGAUUGGGUUUUUUCAAAGGUUCAUCUUGUAAAGCUGCCUCUAAACUUCCAGGCAAUCUGCAAAGGAGACGGCUCAGCGGGUCAGCUCCUAAUUGAGAGCGUGGCUCCCGCGGGCCCUGUGGCUCCUGUGCCACUUGCAGAGGUUUGUUUAAUGGACUUGAUUCCUCUAAAAAGGUCUGAAAAUAAAGUCUUUAACAUACAGAGAAGCCCUGUGGGAGAUUUUCCUCCCCCUUUAAAUGCAGUGACAUUUGUCAUGAAUUUACAGGUUUCAGUUUCCAGCCCACAACACUGGGUUUCCUCCUGGGUGCUGUUUGCCAUUUCAUUAAGCUGCCAGAAGGCGAGCGACGGUGGCUUUCCUACGGGCGCUCUGCGGCCCUGCGGCUUUCCAGGAGUGUGGUUUGGGGAAUUUAGCUACUUCUCAAUUAUAGGGUUUUUCUGUAUAAAAAUAAAACUAUUAAAACUAAUAAAGUGUAGCCCACACUGUCAUGCACAUUUCAGGAGCCUCGGCUGUGCUGGACCCGCAGGCAGGGCCUGAAAAACAAGCCGGUGGGCCUCCACCUCCUCACUCCUGUUUUCCCAGAUGGAUCAAAACAUGCAGUGUACCGAAAGCCCUUUUGAAACUGUCAAAAAGCAGUGAUCAUUUUAAAAUACGACUACUUAGAACAAGAUUUUAAAACCAGAUUGCUGAGGAGCCCGCUCCCUUGUGAUGGCCCCGGCCCUGGCUAACCCUGUUUUCCCCUCCGGGUUCAGAAGGCCACUUCCUGGCUCGCCUCAGCGCUCCUUGGCAGGAGUCUCCAUGGCUGUGCGCAGUGGCAGCAGUUGGGAAGCUCUCAGCCACCAGAAGCUCCAGCUUGUCAUGACUGGGUGGCACUUGGUGCUGCUGCCACCUCUCCAGUCUGGCCCUUCUGAGACCUGUGCUGUUCAGCCUCAGGCAGCCCGUGAGAAAGAUCCAGUGGGCAUGAUCCUUGGCACAAACCAGCAAAGCCAAGGCGCGUUUCUGAUGUGCAGUGAUGACGUCCCUGCAGCCACUCACAGCCACCCACAGCCACCCACAGCCACCCACAGCCACCCACAGCCCAGACAGGAAGUUCUGCUUUCAGUGCAAGUGAAGACUUACAGAAAAAGCAAAAAAAAAAUCAAACCGUAUCAAAACCAGGCAGAUAUGUUUAGAUAAAAAAUGAGAUUGUAGAAACUAUUACUACCAAGCAAAAAGCCUGGUAAAGCUUAUUGCUUCUCAGAUUUAGGAACAAAUGGACUUAUUUUCCAUCUCUGUUGAUCUGAAAGAGUACUGAAAAAAUGCAAUUAAA
Molecule: messenger RNA, 3912 nt
Organism: Sciurus carolinensis (gray squirrel)
Lineage: Eukaryota; Metazoa; Chordata; Mammalia; Rodentia; Sciuridae
Gene: Elp3
Product: elongator acetyltransferase complex subunit 3
Exons: 15
Coding region: 94-1740 (548 amino acids)
Biological process (GO): tRNA wobble base 5-methoxycarbonylmethyl-2-thiouridinylation
Cellular component (GO): nucleus; cytoplasm; elongator holoenzyme complex
Molecular function (GO): iron-sulfur cluster binding; acyltransferase activity, transferring groups other than amino-acyl groups
Source: RefSeq, a predicted model, not a curated record